Blepharisma stoltei is the source of this 927-nucleotide messenger RNA. The record is from the annotation of a GenBank genome assembly. NCBI's taxonomy places the organism in Eukaryota, Ciliophora, Heterotrichea, Heterotrichida, Blepharismidae.
AUGUCAUUUAUUCAAAAACCAUAUCGAAACCAAUCCCCACGCCCUGUUAAAGGUGUUACUCUUCGUCUUGAGGAUUUAUUGAAGUCUGAAAUCCCAAGAGCGUCUUCUACGCAACCUUUAUCUCAAACACUAGCUUCCUCACGAUAAGCUAGAAAAAAAAAUUAAUUUUUUUGUUUUAUAUUAAUGUUUCUUUACAUCAAAUAUUUUUAAUUUUCGAAAUUAAAAAAUAAAGAUUAAAAUUGAACAGAAUUAACUAGAGAUUUCAUUUUUUAUAAUUAUUACUUAUAUAUAAAAUUUUAUAUUAAAAAAAAUUUUGCUAAUAGAUUGGAUUUUUGGUAUUGUUUCCUAUAAUUUUGCUUGCUCACAAGAUGAGAGUAAAAAACUCCACCUAGGCCAAAAAUCAGUUCUGAUUUUUCUUCUAAAAAAACUGCAGAAUCUAGCCCCGAUUUAAAAAUACGAUCAAGCUCAGCCCUAGCCCAUAAGCAGGGCUUAAACCAAACCCAGCCAGUUCGUAUGCAGCUAAACCUUCAAGAUAUCUUGAAAACCCCAUCUCCUUUAAAAGAGAAACUAAGUCAAAGCCUUCGUAAAGUAAAGCUUAACUUCGUUAGUGACUUUUUAGAGCCUGAAACAGACACACAUAUUCCUUCCUAUAAAGAUUACAAAUCAAAAACCCCAAAAAAGAGAGAAAUUGAAAAAUCUUUUAAGGAUUUUUCAAAAUUACAUGAAAUUAAGAUGACACCACUUAAUAUCUCAAUAGACUCAAUACAGGAUAGCGAUCCUGGGAAAAAAAUAAGAAAAGAAAUCCAAGAGAAAUUUAAUAUAAAAAACUUAGAUUUAGUGCCUAGGACACAUAAAAGCAGACUGCCGUCUUCAAUUUUGGUGUGUGAAGGAGAUGAUAUUCAAGUUUUUGACAUCCAACGCUCUUAA